GAGGAUGAGGUGAGGCCUGAGGAGGAAGACCAAAACAAACUCCAAGCAAUCCACCAGGUUGGGAAACGUUCAACUUUAUUUUCUGCUCUUGAGGAAAUGUAUCUAUUAUGAUUAUAAGUCGGCACUGUCCAACAGAUCCUUCGUUAAAUUCUCCAGUACCAAGAUAAUAAAUUAUGAAAAUAGAGUUCAUGUCGAGAUCGCAAGGAUUGUUAGCUUGCUAGCAGCAAAACUGUGGGAUGAGUGAGACUGAAUUACCUUAAUUAUUUUAUGUCUUCGUACGUUAUAAUUUUCUUAAUGGUAUUAUAUAUUCUCUUCACUUAUGUUCUUAUGAGUAUAUGAGCAGAUUUUCCUUUAGUAUUACAGAAACAUUGCCUGCAUUUUUUGUGGCUUUUCUUGGAUAUAGAAAUAAUUUUGUAGCUUACUCUACAAGUAGAUACUCAGAUUGUUACUUUAUGAGACUUUGACUUGAUGUUUUGUAAUUUGAUUAAAGAUUAUGCACGUACAUCUCUUCCUCUUAUAGUUUAGUUUACUCACUGUCCGCGUCGUAUUUACAUGUCAAUAGAAAAUAUUGUAGGUUAAAAAAAAAUUUAAUGUUUUGAGAUUGUAUUUCAUAUUGAUGUUUAUUGGUCUUAAGUAUGCUUGUGUAAUUAUAAUACUUCCUGGUAUCACAAAAGUCAUACAAAACUAUUAACUAAGUAAUAAAAGAUUUACAUGCAAAUAUGCUAAUUUAAUCUGAGCCUUUAUCUUUUUCAUACAUAAUUUAUUAUUUACACCCCCAUCCCUGCAAACUAGAGAUCAUAAAACAUGUUUUAUAUACAAGUGUACAACUUUCUGGAUAUACUUCCAACUUGUAAGGUGUUCAGAUUGCCCUUAGAAUAUUUACAACGCAUGUCAAAUAAAAAAUAUAUUGACAAGUCAGUUUAAUUUCUUUACAAAACCUUUCUUCUUUCUUAACUAGUAUGAUUAACAAAGGUUUCUCAAUUAAUAUUUAAUCAUCUUUAAAAAUGCUGGUGAUGUCUUGGUUCAUAGUGUGGCCUUUAGAUAUGCCUAUUAUGCCUGAAUUAAACACUUAUAAUAUCAAAGUUGUGUUAAGAAUUUUGUUACAUACAUUCUGCUGUAUGCAUUAACAAAUAAUUUACAAUAAAAAGUAUGAACACUAGAAUGGCAUGUAUCUGUUCUUAACUAAUUGCUGCAUGGCUGCUAAGGUGCCACUCAUCAACUCUCACUCAGAUGAUACAACCUUCUGACAUGGCUAUUUUAAUAUAUGAUCUAAAUAUGUACAUGAUGAAUCUGAUACUUUUAAAGGUAUGAUGAAUAAAAUACUUAGUCUUGCUGCCUCUAACUAUAUGAAAUUUAAACCAUAGUCAUUCAGAGAAAGGGACUCCAAUAUAUAAUCACUUAUUUGCCUCUCUAGUCUUUCCAGUGAAAAUGAAUGAAGGUGAUACUGCAAUAUGAACUAUAAUUCUCAAACAGAAACUCGUGUCACCUUUUCUAUAUGAAUUAUUAGCUUUGUUAUGCAUAGUAAUGAAGACAAAUUUGAUGUAAUCUGUUGUAUCAGAUAAUAUAAACCUCAACAACCAUUCAUAAAACACUGUUCAGGAACUGGUUAUCUGCUUACCCUCACUGGUCACUCAGCCUCUUGAACCUUUCAACUGAUAACUUUAUUGAGAAUUUAACUUGAUUGGUUGAUACAUUAACUUGAAAUGACUUUGAAAAUGGUUGACGCAAGAAAACUAAAUUCUGUCUAAUUUGAAGUGUGUAUGAGAGACUUUUAUCUAUGAGAGUAAAUGGUAAAGUAAUAGUAUCUUUUUCUUUAUUUCAUGUUCAGUCAGCAGCUAUGGAACUUCCAGCCUAUGAGCAUCCACCGCCCUGGGUCCCACCUUAUGAGCGUUCCAACCACCCAGCAUACAGCAAUAACCUUGAUCAGUUUGCCAUGCGCACAGUUACCCUCGUCCGUGAGAAAGCUUCAGAUCCAUUAGGAUUCAACAUCAGAGGCGGCAUGGAACACUUCUGCGGUAUAUAUCUCUCAAAGGUGACACCCAACAUGGAAGCCGAACGCCUGGGCCUGAAGGAGUCUGAUCAGAUAUUAUCAGUAAAUGGCAUAGACUUUGAAGACAUUGAGCAUAAUAAGGCAGUGAAGAUCCUGAAGUCUAACACACAAAUUCAAAUGAAGGUGCGGUUCUUUCCUUACGGAUAUAAGAAGACGUAUGAUAAAGUACAAAACGCAAAUGUGGGGACACCAGCAUGAUCGAAAUGAAGACUGGGUCAUUUCUAUGCUUGCCUGGCCCUAAGUGUUGUGUGAUUGUAUUUUGAUUGAAAGACCUACAGCUAUGAACUAUAUAUAAACUGCACUAAUGUAAUUACCCUUAUUUCUAACCUUACAAACUGCACUAUCACUACUACAACUGUGUUAGGAAUGGAAUGUCUGAAUACUCAAUGUUAUUUUAUUCAGAGGGUUACAAAGUUUAUUGGUCCUUACACAAAAUCCUUCAAAAUGAUUGAAAAAUAAUGUCUAUACAGUACAACAAAAACUAGAAAGAAUUCCUUCCUACAGACAAUGGAAUAUUUGGUUUGGGGGACUAAAAAAAAAUAAAUAAAUGAAAAAAAAGAAAGAAAAAAAA
This is a messenger RNA of Portunus trituberculatus (swimming crab), 2621 nucleotides long. RefSeq names its product PDZ domain-containing protein 11-like. The transcript is spliced from 3 exons. Gene Ontology annotation, biological process: maintenance of epithelial cell apical/basal polarity; protein localization to basolateral plasma membrane; neurotransmitter secretion. Lineage: Eukaryota; Metazoa; Arthropoda; Malacostraca; Decapoda; Portunidae. Gene Ontology annotation, cellular component: cell-cell junction; synapse; basolateral plasma membrane. Gene Ontology annotation, molecular function: protein binding. The coding region runs from base 1778 to 2248 and encodes 156 amino acids. The record is from RefSeq and is a predicted model, not a curated record.